AUGGGCGAGAAAGUACCGGGUACCUGGACCAGACCGCGACCCGGAAGUUUAGUUUAUCCGAAAAUUUCCAUCCUCAUCGCAUCUUCAGUCGGCGCUACAACACCUGCCGUGUCUUGCUUCCCCAGACAAUUGCAGUCCAUUGUGGUCCCUCUCGGUCAUCCCUUUUGCGUAUUUGGGAUCCCCGUUCAUUCCUCCUCUCCCAAAAUUGACCAAUCCCCACCAUUCUUUUUCUUCUCCGAACGGCCGCCGGUAGAGCUUAAUUGCUGCCGUCGCGAAAUCAAGAUGUCUCUCGUCAACCUUUCUGCCGUCUGCUCCCACUUGAACAAUGCCACCAAGGCCCGCCUCGCCCUCACCUCUAUUCCUAACAGCAACCUCCACCUGAAGCUCUCCCUCGCCCUCCAAAACUCCGGCUACCUCUCCUCCGUGGUCCGCGGAGGCCCGACUCCUCCUCCAGCCCAUAGCAUCCUCGGGUACCCUGCAGCCAACGACGAAGUUGAAGGCAUUGAGCCAAUCACACGUGAUAACGUCGCAUCAAGGCGGCUGUGGCUCGGCCUGAAGUACUGGCAGAACGAGUCAGUCCUUGGCAAGAUCCAGAUGGUUAGUAAGCCCACUCGACGGGUUAAUAUCGAUGUGGAGGGACUGCGCCGAGUUGUGCGUGGUGAGGCAUCCGGAUUUGUGGCCGGAAUUCGCUCGCCGGGUGAGAGUCUGUACCUCUCUACAGACCGGGGGAUUCUAGAAGCUCGCGAGUGUGUUGAGAAAAAGCUUGGUGGGCUGGUUUUGUGCCGUGUGCUUUAA
Messenger RNA from Penicillium griseofulvum, 795 nucleotides. Its product is annotated as mitochondrial 37S ribosomal uS8m domain-containing protein. The transcript has a single exon. The record is from RefSeq and is a predicted model, not a curated record. Gene Ontology annotation, cellular component: ribosome; mitochondrion. Gene Ontology annotation, biological process: translation. Gene Ontology annotation, molecular function: structural constituent of ribosome. Bases 1 to 795 code for a protein of 264 amino acids. Lineage: Eukaryota; Fungi; Ascomycota; Eurotiomycetes; Eurotiales; Aspergillaceae.